Struthio camelus australis is the source of this 11170-nucleotide messenger RNA. The record is from RefSeq and is a predicted model, not a curated record. NCBI's taxonomy places the organism in Eukaryota, Metazoa, Chordata, Aves, Struthioniformes, Struthionidae.
AUGGGCUUCAGUUCAAUUUCAGGAAAAAGAAUCUUUGUUUCUGUAACAUGGACACCAUCAGAAGAAGGAAAAGUUAGAGAACUGGUAACUUUUGUUAUUAAUGGCAUUGUAAAACAUCAAGCUGUGCUCCUGGGUGUUGCUGAGCAGCCUGUGAAGAAAAAGAAGAGCCUUUGGGAUAAUAUAAAAAAGAAAAACACUUCAGAAACAGCUGUUUCAACAAGAGUUAAAAGAAAUUCAAAAGUUAAAAAUGUUAAUAAAACCUUUCAAGUUUCACAGAGAGUAGAUAGACUUAGAAGCCCACUUCAGUCAUGUGAAAAUCAGAAUACAAGGCAAAGUAGCGUAUCCCCAAGAAAUGACUCCCUUGUUGGCCUAGAAAAUAAGCUGCCUAUAUCUCCUAUUGCACCUGUGCUAGAGGAACAUCAUGAUGCUGUUUGUACACUAGUUUCAAUGAGAAGAUCUACUACGUUCUCGGAUAUUGCUGCAGCUGUAAAUGAGGAGCUAUUACCUGAAAUAGACAACUGUUACAUCAAGAAAUUUGUUGAUCACCAUAAUGAAUUAAAAUCUGAAAGCGCAUGCAGUUCUUCCACUGGAUUAGUACAACUGCCAACUUCAAAUAAUGAAGUAAUUCGUAAUUGUACGCUUUCACCCGUUCACACUCCUGAACGUUCAGCAACUGCGCACAUUUUAAGCGUGAGGAGAAUUUUAAGUCCAGAUUCUUUUAUAAAUGACAGUUAUCAAGUUGAUGUAGAUAUUGCAAUGGAGCAGCCUGCUCCAAUUCUGUCACCUGAUCAGUUUGUGAAAGAUACCUUGUCAGAUGUGCAGUCACAGAUUCCCAAACUUGAGGCAAUUUCAGUAUCUUCUACUACAGAGACUUGUGUCACAAAGAAAUAUCUGCCUUCAUCGUGGGAAAAAAAAGGAGACAUACGGGCAGAAGUACAUGCUUGUACAGGACACAAGUUAAAUGACGUUUUUGAGACACGUAACAUAGAAUCGCAGGUACUUCAUUAUGACAAACUCAAACAAAAUCACUUCAGUUUUCCUUCUACAGAAGAACUUCAAACCUGCAAUUGUUCUCAGAGAGAGCAACCAAAAAAACGUCCAAUCCUUUCUGCUACUGUCAUUAAAAAUAAGCCUAAUGCUGUUGAAAGAAAAGGAACAGAAGUGUCCCAGCCAAAAUCUAGAAAAUGCCUCAACAGUGCAGUAAUGGAAUGUGCUAACAUGGUUCCUGUACAUACAAAGGCAGAAAUAUCGAAACACCUUCCAGUUAUAGGUCCCAUUUCAGUUGAAAAUAAAUGUCACAAUGAUAAAGUAAAUUCAUCUCCUACUGGACCAACUUCAUUGUGCCGUAAGAGGAAGAGUGAAGCAUAUCUAGAAAAUACUAGGGUUACAGUUUCAGCAUAUGUGGAAGAAGUUGAAACAAAAAGAACUCUUAUGUCUAGCGUGAACAGUAAAACACAUACUGCUAUUAGACCAGCAGCCCUGAAACAUACAAGCCGAGAGAAAAUACCGCAGCGAAAGAAAGCUGGUUCUUCACUUCUGAAAUCGUCUAAAACUAUCAACAGAAUUAGUAAACCUGUUGCUGGAUUGGCUCAGUCUCACCUGAUGUUUGUGAAACCAUUGAAAACAGUUAUUCCUAGACAUCCGAUGCCUUUUGCUGCUAAAAACAUGUUUUAUGAUGAACGCUGGAAAGAGAAACAAGAACGAGGUUUCACCUGGUGGUUAAAUUUUAUACUUACCCCUGAUGACUUCACUGUGAAAACGAAUACUUCACAAGUAAAUGCAGCUGCUCUUCUCUUGGGAGUAGAGAACCAUCAUAAAACCAGUGUUCCUAAGGCACCAACAAAAGAUGAAGUAUCUCUAAAAGCUUAUACAGCUCACCGUAGGCUGAAUAAGUUACGACGUGCAGCUUGCCGUUUGUUUACAUCUGAAACAAUGGUCAAAGCUAUUAAGAAGCUGGAAGUUGAGAUUGAAAGUAGACGUUUGCUGGUUCGUAAAGACAGACAUCUAUGGAAAGAUAUAGGAGAAAGACAGAAAGUCCUUAAUUGGCUUCUAUCUUACAACCCUUUGUGGCUGCGUAUAGGUCUAGAGACUGUUUAUGGAGAACUGAUAACUUUGGAGAGUAAUAGUGAUGUUAUGGGUUUAGCGAUAUUUAUACUUAAUCGCUUGCUUUGGAACCCUGACAUUGCAGCAGAAUACAGGCAUCCCACUGUGCCUCACCUUUACCGAGAAGGUCAUGAAGAAGCUUUAUCAAAAUUCACACUGAAAAAACUGCUGUUGUUAGUUUGCUUUCUGGAUUGUGCCAAAAAGUCUAGAAUCAUUGACCAUGACCCUUGCCUCUUCUGCAAGGAUGCAGAGUUCAAGACUAGCAAAGACAUCCUGCUGGCAUUUUCUCGAGACUUCCUGAGUGGUGAAGGUGACCUUUCCCGCCAUCUUGGUUUCCUGGGACUACCUGUCAGUCACAUUCAGACUCCACUUGAUGAAUUUGAUUUUGCUGUAACAAAUUUGGCUGUGGACUUGCAAUGUGGCAUUCGUCUUGUGAGAACAAUGGAACUUCUCACAAAAAAUUGGCAUCUCUCAAAACAUCUGAGAGUUCCUGCAAUAAGUCGUCUUCAGAAGAUGCAUAAUGUUGACAUUGUUCUUAAUGUGCUUAAAGAGCGAGGAAUUCAGUUGAAAGACGAAAGAGGUGCUUCAAUUGACUCCAGAGACAUUGUGGAUCGACAUCGAGAACGAACUUUAGCACUGUUGUGGAAAAUUGUCUUUGCUUUCCAGGUGGAUGUUUAUCUUAAUGUGGAACAGUUAAGAGAAGAAAUUGAGUUUUUAAAGAAUGCACACAAAAUAAAAACAAAGUUGGAUGCUCUCAAGCCUUUUUCAAAUCACGGUAGAAGGCAAGAUGAUGAUAGUAACUGCUCAUUUCAAAGUUACAGUGAAAAUGUGGAGCUGCUGAUGGCUUGGGUUAAUGCUGUUUGUGGAUUUUACAAUAUCAAGGUGGAAAACUUUACAGUGUGUUUCUCGGAUGGCAGAGUAUUAUGUCAUUUGAUUCAUCAUUAUCAUCCCUGUUAUGUGCCUUUGGAAUCUGUGUGCCAACGUACAACUCAAACAGUAGAAUGCUCAAGAACCCAUAAAAUGGGACUAAACUCUUCCUCCUCCUCCUCAGAGUCGGAUACCUCCCUAAAUGUUAUGGAAGGAAUGUUUGACCAAACUGUAACUACGUCAGUCCUAUACAAGGAACUGUUGGACAAUGAAAGGAAAAACUUCCAGCUGAUCGAUGCUGCAGCUUCUGAGCUAGGUGGAAUACCUGCAAUGGUUCAUCAUUCGGACAUGUCAAAUACAAUUCCUGAUGAGAAGGUUGUUAUUACCUACCUGUCAUUUCUGUGUUCGCGGCUUCUAGAUCUUCGUCAAGAAACUCGAGCUGCUCGAUUAAUUCAGUCUGCUUGGAGAAAGCACAGACUGAAAAAGGAACUGAAACUCUCUCAGGAAAGAGACAGAGCUGCCCGGGUAAUUCAGAAAUCUGCAAUCAAGUUCUUGUCUCAUCGACGCAUUCUUAAAAAAGAGAAUGCAGCAGUUCUUAUUCAGAAGUACUGGAGAAGACACUUAGCCAGGGUGAAAUUUUUAAAUCUAAAAAAGGCAGAACUGGAGGAAGCCAGAAGUAAAUCUGCCACAAUUAUUCAGGCUUAUUGGAGGAGGUACUCUGCUAGGAAAAGAUAUUUACAGCUAAGAUACUAUGCUAUCUUUGUACAAGCAAGGAUAAGAAUGGUGAUGUCUGUUGCUUCAUAUAAAAGAAUUGUUUGGGCUGCUGUUAAAAUUCAGAGCCAUCUGCGCGCAUCUAAGUUGAUGAAAGAAGAUCGGCGAAGAUACGAAAUCUUAAAGUCCUCAGCACUUACUAUUCAGUUUGCAUUCAGAAGAUGGAGAGCACACAAAAUUCAACAGAAAAUUAAAGCUACGUUAGUACUGCAGACUUAUUUCCGAAAAUGGCAAUCUUCAAAACUGGCUAAAAGAAAGAGAGCUGCCCUUGUCAUACAGUCUUGGUAUAGGAUGCACAAAGAUUUGAAGCAAUAUUUACAUAUUAAGCAAAGUGUUAUCAAGAUUCAGGCUUGGUACAGGUGUCAGCUGGCAAGACGUAUUUACCAGGAGCAUAGGGCACAAAUAGUGACAAUUCAACGGUGUUACAGAGCUUAUAGAUCAGGAAAAAAUGCAAGGGAAAACUAUUUGCAAAAACGUGCAGCAAUAAUAGUUCUCCAAGCUGCUUUUAGAGGCAUGAAAGUGCGUAUGCUGUACAGGCAAACAAAAGCAGCUUGUGUUGUUCAGUCACUGUGGAGAACGAAACAAGAGAAACGAAGAUUUCUACGCAUAAAACAAUCUGUUAUUACAUUGCAGUCACAUGUGAGAAAAUACCAACAAGUAAAAAGGUACCAAAAGACUAAAAAUGCUGCUUCUGUAAUUCAAGCUCGGUAUAGGGCAUACGUCACUUCUAGAAAAGCAGCUUCCUCUUUCCAGGGGACACGUCUUGCUGCUAUUGUCCUGCAGUCUGCCUACAGAGGAAUGCAAGCUAGAAAAGAGUCUCGCUUAUUGAGGUCUGUGAUAAAAAUUCAGUCAAGUUACCGUGCUUAUAUUAUCCGAAAGAGAUUUAAAAACUUAAAAGAUGCAACAGUGAAGAUCCAAGCUUUUGUAAAGAUGAGACAAGCACAUAAGCAUUAUUGUACAUUAAGGAAGGCAACACUUUAUGUCCAACAAAGGUAUCGGUCUCAUAGAUAUGUUCUUCAACUUAAAGAAGAUUACAGGAAAUUAAAGGGAGCUUGCAUAAAAAUUCAAGCUGCGGUUCGAGGCUAUCUUGUUAGGAAACAAAUACAAAGGUGGAGGAAGACUGCAAUAUUUCUCCAGGCAUGCUACAGAAUGAGAAGAGACAGGCAACAUUAUUUAAGCAUCUACAAUGCUGCUGUUGUCAUCCAAAAACGCUAUCGUGCAUACCGAAAGCAUCUCUGUCAGAGGCAGGAAUUCUUGCAAAUUAAAAAAGCGGCUGUGUGUUUACAGGCAGCCUACAGGGGCUAUAAAGCGCACAAAACUUUUAAACUUAAAUACAUAGCUGCUAUUAAAAUUCAGACUGCUUUUAGAACUCAUGCUGCAAGAACGAAAUUUUGGGCAAUGAUUCAAGCCUCCAUUGUGAUUCAGAGAUGGUACAGAACCUGUAAGACUGGCAGUAAGCAAAGACUGAGCUUCUUAACCACUAGAGCAGCUGUGCUUUCUUUACAGGCAGCUUUUCGUGGUUGGAAAGUACGAAAAGAGAUUCGAAGACAACGUAUUGCUGCAACUACACUACAGUCUGCCUUCAGGAAAUUUAUGGCUCAGAAAAGAUUCAGACUUCUCUACCGUGCUGUGCUAACUGUCCAACAGCAUUACAGAGCCAGAGUUGCAGGACGGAAACAGCGGCAAGAAUAUGUUGAGCUGCGCAACUGUGUAGUAGGUCUCCAGGCAAUAUGGAGAACAAAAACUGAGAGAAAGCAAAUUCAAAAGAAGCAUAAUGCAACAAUUAUUCAGUCCUAUUACAGAAUGCAUAUAAAUCGACAAAAAUUUAAAAAGCUAAGACAAGCAACUUUAGUGAUUCAGAGACACUUCAGGUCUUACUGUAUGAAAAAAACCCAACGUGCACUUUAUCUAGAAAUGAAGGCAGCUGCAUUAGUCUUGCAGUCUGCUUACCGUGGGAUGACUGUGAGGAAACAACUGAGCAGGCUAAGCAAAGCUGCUACAGUUAUACAAGCAGCUUUCAAAUCUUACCUGGUAAAAAAGGAAUAUGUAGCACUUAAAUCUGCAGCUGUUGUGAUUCAAAGGCAUUAUCGAGCAGUUACGCAUGCUAAACGUCAAAAGCAAGAAUAUUUAUCCUUAAAGAAAGCUACGGUCAAAAUUCAAGCUAUUUAUAGAGGUGUAAAAGUUAGACAACAAAUUCAUUGUAUGCAUCAAGCAGCUAUUUCUAUUCAGGCCAUGUUUAAGAUGCAUCGCAUAAACGUUAGAUACCGGGCAAUGAGAAUGGCAGCAAUUAUAACUCAAAGACAGUAUCGAGCAUUUUGUUUAGGCAAAAUACAGCGUAAAAAGUACUUGGAGCUAAAGAAUUCUUCCGUUAUCCUUCAGGCUGCCUACAGAGGCCUGAAAGUUCGGCAAGACUUAAAAACUAUGCAUCGCUCGGCAGCAAUAAUACAGUCAUAUUAUCGCAUGUACAGGCAACGAAGAGAUUUCAGAAAACUGUUACUCGCAACUAGACAGAUUCAGCAGUGGCUCCGUGCCUGUAAGGAGCGAAAUGUACAAGUUCACAAUUACAUGACUGUGAAAAAGGCUGCACUGCGUAUCCAGGCUGCCUUCCGUGGUAUGAAAACAAGAAGACUUAUAAGAACUAUGAGUGCAUCUGCUGAGCUUAUUCAAAGAAGAUUUAGAACCUUUAUGAAAAGAAAACAUUUUAUUUCCCUGAAGACAGCUGCUGUUGUAGUUCAGAGAAAAUACCGAGCAACAAAACUAGCGAAACAUCAGCGUGAGAAAUACCUCUCUUUACUUAACGCUGCUGUUAUCAUACAGUCUGCCUAUAGGGGCUUUGUGGUAAGGAAAAAAAUACAGCAGAUGCAUCAAGCUGCUACAGUUAUCCAAGCAACAUUAAGAAUGCGUAAAAUUUAUAUUUCUUAUCAAGCUGUCAGGCUUGCUUCAGUAGUCAUACAGCAACAUUAUCGUGCUUACAGGAAAGGAAAGCAUGUGAGAGAAGUAUACUUAAAAGUGUACAAUUCUGUUUUAGUUCUUCAGGCUGCCUUUAGAGGAAUGAAAACAAGAUACGUAUUGAAGAAAAGGCAUGAGGCAGCACUUAUAAUACAGAGAAACUAUCGAAUGUGCAAGCAAUACCACCAUUACAGGAAGAUUCAGUGGGCAACCCAGGUAAUACAGAAGAGGUACAGAGCCAAUAACCUGAAGAAUAUUGCAGUACAGCAUUUCUUUUCAUUGAAGAAAGCAGCAGUUUGUAUUCAAAAGGCAUUUCGAGACAGAAGGGCAAAAAAACAUCAAGAAACGCGUUGUGCUGCUAUUGUUAUUCAGAAAAAUUUUAAAGCGUUUAGAGAACGUCAAAGAUAUCUUUCUCUUAAAGCAGCUACUGUUGUCCUUCAGAGAAGAUAUAGAGCUUUGAUUUUGUCAAGACGUCAUACUCAGGAGUAUCUUUCUCUUUGUAGAGCAACUAUUCGUAUACAGGCGGUGUACAGAGGUAUCAGAGUGCGAAAUAAUAUUAAGCAUAUGCAUUUAGCUGCUAGGAAAAUCCAGUCAGCCUACAGAAUGCACAGGAAUAAAAGGUCCUAUCAAAAUAUAAGAGUCGCAGCUAUUGUUGUACAGAAUUACUAUCGAUCCUACAUUGAAGGAAAGAAUCAGCGAAAAAAAUAUCUGACAGUUAAGAGAUCUGCUCUUGUUAUUCAAGCGUCGUAUAGAGGCAUGAAGGAACGACAGAAACUGAAAAUAAUGCAUUUCUCGGCAACUGUAAUACAGUCCAAUUAUCGUAUGUAUAAACAAUAUAGAUACUACAAACAGUUGCACUGGGCUGUCAGAGUUAUACAGCAAAGGUUCAGAGCCAAAAUGGCAAAAGAAGCUGGUGUAGAAAAUUAUGUUAAAAUGAAAAAGGCUAUCCUUUGCAUUCAGUCAGCUUUUCGUGCUAAAAAAGCUAGGCAGUUACAUAAAACCACUGUGGCUGCACGGCGUGUUCAAUCAUUCUUACAAAUGAGCGUGGAAAGGAAGCGUUUUCUUGCAAAAAAAGCUGCAGCAACAAUCAUCCAGUCUGUGUUCCGAUGCCAAAGAACAAAGACUCGCUACAAAUUGAUUCGGAGUUCAACAGUUGCUAUUCAGAGGUGGUACAGAGCAUGUCAUAUGGCUCGUUUACAGCAAGGAGAAUAUUUUGCUCAAAGGCAAGCAAUAAUAAUUAUUCAGUCUGCCUUUCGAGGAACAAAAGCAAGAAAAAUAGCAAGGGAAAUACGAGCUGCAAGAAAGAUUCAGUCUUUUCUUCAAAUGGCCAUGCAUCGUAGAAGAUUUAUUCAAGUUAAAACAGCAGCUAUUACAUUACAAGCCUAUUACUUAAUGCAUAAAACUAAAUUGGAGUAUGUGAGGUAUAAAAAAGCAGCAAUUGUCUUACAGCGAUGCUACCGAUCCCAUUUGACUGUGAGAUGCCAAAGAGCAACUUACUUGCAAACCCGGAAGAAUAUCAUCAUUGUACAGGCUAGAGUCAGGGGAUUCAUUGAAAAGAAGAGAUUUCAUAGAAUUAAAGAAAGUGCAAUAAAAAUUCAGGCAUUUUUCCGUGGGUCUAUUCAGAGACAGGAAUACCUUCGGUACAAGUUUUCUGUUGUACUGAUACAGCGGCACUACAGAGCCUAUCAGAUGCGAAAUAUUGAACAGCAAAGAUAUCAGCAAAUGAAAACAGCUGCCAUUACGAUUCAGGCAUCAUAUAGAAGACUUAAAGCCAAGCAGUUUGCUGACAAAAUGAGAGCAGCACGAGUAAUUCAAGCCUGGUUUCAAGGCUGUAAAGCACGAAAUGAAUAUGCAUCCUUGGUAAAAGCUACUUGUGUUGUUCAGAGUCGCUUCAGAACAAAACAGCAGAGGAUCUGGUUUCUGAAAAUGAAAGUCUGUACAAUUAUCAUCCAAAGAAGAUGGAGAGCAACCCUUACUGCAAAAACAAUUCGCCAUCAGUUUCUGGCAGCUAAGAAAGCUGUAGUGAAGAUUCAGCUGGCAUAUAGACAAUACAGGACUAGAAGACUAAUAAGAAAGAUUUCAGAACAGAAACAAAAGAAGAGGCUACUUUAUUUUACAGCGGCUGCAUAUCAUCAUUUCUCUGCAAUUAAAAUUCAAAGGGCAUAUAGAAGGCACCUUGUCUUGAAACUUGCACAAAACAAGAUUUCUUCUGUUCUAGUAAUACAGAGAUGGUUCAGAGCAAAAGUACAACAGAAAAGAUUUCGAAGAGAUUAUCAGAGAAUUGUUCAGUUACAACGAAUGAUUCGAGUCUGGCUAAAUCGCAGAAGUCAUGCAGCAACCGUAAUUCAACGGAAUGUAAGAAGGUUCCUUGUCUGCAGACGUAGCAGAAAAAUUGUAAUUGGAAUAAUUAAGUUUCAGGCAUUGUGGAGAGGAUAUUCUUGGAGAAAGAGUAAUGACACAGCAAAAACUAAAGCUUUAAGACGAAGUUUGGAAAAGGCUAACGAAAAGAGCAGAGAAGAAAACAAAUUAUGUAACAGAACUGCAAUUGCCAUCGAAUACCUUCUAAAAUACAAACAUCUGUCUUAUAUUCUUGCAGCAUUAAAGCAUCUAGAAGUGGUUACCAGACUGUCCCCACUCUGUUGUGAAAAUAUGGCCCAGAGCAGAGCAAUCUUCACUAUUUUUGUUUUGAUACGAAGUUGCAACCGGAGUGUUCCAUGUAUGGAUGUGAUCAGAUAUUCCAUUCAAGUUCUACUUAAUGUUUCAAAGUAUGAAAGAACAACUCAAGCAGUUUAUGAAGUUGAAAAUUCUAUAGAUACCUUACUGGACCUACUGCAAAUGUACAGAGGGAAAGCUGGGGACAAAAUUUCGGAGAAAGGAGGAAGCAUUUUCACUAAGACCUGUUGUUUGUUGGCUAUCCUUUCAAAGGACUCAGAGAGAGCUUUGGAAAUUCGGAGCAUACCAAGAGCAGUUACUUGCAUUCAAAGCCUGUAUAAACUUACAGCUCGCAAACACAAAAUGGAUGCGGAAAGAACACUUGUGAAACAAAAAACAAACACUUGCAGUAGUGGAACUUCCUUUGUUCCAGUAACUCCUGUAAGAACAAAAACAGUUUCGAGAAUUAAACCAGACUGGGUUUUGAGGAAAGAUAACAUGCAAGAAAUUGUGGAUCCUCUGCAAGCAAUUCUGAUGGUGAUGGAUACACUUGGUAUUGCCUGCUACUGAAAUGUAAAUUAUGUAAAUGAAAAUGCAUUUGUAUAGUAUGUGGGCAGCAGACAGUUAACUGACUCGGAGAGAAAAAUAAGUGCCAAAAGCUAUCCUGGAAAAUGUUUUUUUCAAAUUGCAAUUAACUUUUUGUAACUUUUUUUAUGUUGUAUACAACUUUUGAAAUCCUAUUUUGUACUACUGCUAAAAGCAAUUUGUACAAUAAAAGCAUAAAGCCUUGGAAAUUUCAUUAGUGCACUAAUAUACUGUAAAUACACAACCAUAAUCUUACAAAUGGCAUGAUAUUCCUCACUGGUUAAAUAUUGUCGAGUUCUGUUAAAUACAAUCGCUUGUAUGGGCCUGCUGUUACGCUCGUUUGCCUGAUCUGGAGAGGUAUAGGUAGGAGGGAGAGUCUACUGAUUUCAAAAUUGGCUAGUGCUUUGGGGAGCUUGAGUUCACUUUCUAGUGAGCUAAGGGAUCCUAUGUGACCUUAGGAAAAAUGGUAACUUAUAAUAAAAGAUGAUGAUGGAACAAAGGGAUGUUAAAUAAGAAAAACUAGAAGGGUGAAUCUCUGACCUGUAUAUUUUACAGGUGGCAAUUUGUGAGGGCUUUCUUCCUAUCUAGUCAGCAAUACAAAAAAGCAUGGUGUUCAUCGCAGCAUCUGCCUGAAGUUCUGUUCUCUUGUGCCUUGAAACUGCAUUUUCCUAGAGCAAGUCCAAGAAAGCCAAAAGAGUAAAAUGAUAACCCCCACCUCCAAAUUUGAAGAUUACUCUUUCCAAGGGUGGAGCAUGUUGCUAAAUCAACUAAUCGCCAUCAAGCACUUAGUUAAACUACUUGAGUCUUUUUAGGAGAUGAUGUAUAGUAAAUGAGAUUUAUUUUUCCUUGUUUAAAAAGGGCUAGUUUUAUGCUACAAAACUUAUGGACAGACAACAGCAGUGACUCUGUUCUUAAUGUAAGAGCUUGCAGAAUAAAUAUAGAACGAAGCUGAUUCGGGAGGGGGGAGGGAGUCUUCUGUUUCCUCUUAUUUUAGCCAAGGUAAAUAAUGUGAUAACAGAAUGCCCUUUAAACCUGGAACUCUAGGAGGUUCUGAGGGGGACGGUGUUUAAUUAGUGUAAAUUGUUCUAUAAGUUUUCUUGCCUAUAAAAUGAUAAAUUCUCUACUGACUCUUUAAAAUUCCUAGAGAAAAGUAUGCCAAACAAAAGGAGAGCUCUGCAAAUCUAGUUAGGGUAUUUGGAGAAUUAAAAUACGUAAAAAGUGUUUUCAGUGAAGUAACUUGUGU